GGGUCAUUCAAUAUGGAAUUUGGAUGAUUGGGGUUCGCGAAUUUGGAGGGUAAAAACUAAAAUUAUAAAUUAGAUGUUGAAUGUCAGGUUGAUAUAGUAUUAGUGGAAUAACAAGUUUAACCGACGGAACCCAGGUCCAGGUAGGUUGGUUGUGUUGUGUUGUGUUGUAGUAUUUAAAUUCAAGUACUGUCAAAGAGAACCACUUCUAACUGGUUGUACCUCAACACUCUCUUGUUUUAUUGUUCCUCCUCUAAAUCUCAAUUAUUGUUCCUUUAUUCUCUCCACACAUAUUUUUCUAUAUUUUAUUCUAUCUACCAUACCAGUACCGAUCUAACACUUUCAGAGAUUUCUCAAUUUCAUUUUCCAGAUAAAAUCAUAACAACUUUGAUUCGUGUUUUGUUUGGAUUACUAAUUUUUUUUUCUUUCUUUCCUAUUGAUUGUUAUUCUGCUGAUUUUAGGGGAGAAUUCCUCUAACAGAAAAAGCUUUCCAUUGGGAAAUAUAGCUCCAUAAACAAAUCAGAUAUAAUAAAAAUAUUUUGGUCUUGGGAUUCCUGGCUCCAUUUCUGGGAGAGAAAGAAUUCCAAGAAAUUGAGUGAACACAUCCAUUUCUUGGUGGAUGUAAAAUAAGAUUUGGGAGAAAAUGGGUGUGGAAAGGAUUCUGUCAGCAAUGAUGGAUGGCCAAGUGGGAGGAGAGUCUUUAGUCGAUUCCAUCAAGAUUGCAGUUUUACCAAUAGCUAAAGUUUUCACAGUAUGCUUCUUGGGUUUUCUAAUGGCAUCCAAGUAUGUCAACAUUUUGCCAGCCAAUGGGAGGAAACUUCUUAAUGGGUUGGUUUUUUCACUUUUGCUGCCGUGUUUAAUAUUUUCUCAACUUGGGCAAGCCGUAACUUUGCAGAAAAUGCUGGAGUGGUGGUUUAUCCCAGCAAAUGUUGUUCUGGGUUCAAUAUCAGGCUCAAUAAUAGGUUAUAUUGUAGCCACCAUUGUUCGUCCACCAUACCCUUUCUUUAAGCUUACUGUUGUACAAAUUGGAAUUGGGAACAUUGGAAAUGUGCCACUUGUUUUAAUUGCAGCUUUAUGUAGGGACAAGUCCAAUCCUUUUGGUGAUUCAAACACAUGUAGUACGUCUGGGACUGCAUAUAUUUCAUUUGGCCAGUGGGUUGGUGCAAUUAUCUUAUAUACAUAUGUAUUCAGCAUGUUGGCACCCCCUCCUGAGGGUUCCUUUGACAUUGACGAAGCAAAUCUACCUAUAAAAGGCCCCUCUAAGGAAGAUGGCAGCAGUCCUGAGCAGGUUCCACUGCUUACACAUGAGGAGGCUUUACAAACUAAUUCAAAUGCUUCAAAAGGAAUUACGAUAAAAGGGAUCUUUGUUUUUCUUUACGAGAAAUUGAAGCUCAAACAAAUCCUACAACCGCCUAUUAUUGCUUCUAUUCUGGCCAUGAUUCUUGGAGCAAUACCAUUUUUGAAGGGAAUGAUAUUUACCACUGAUGCUCCAUUUUUCUUCUUUACUGAUAGCUGUAUUAUUCUCGGGGAGGCGAUGGUUCCUUGCAUUCUGUUGGCAUUAGGUGGAAACCUUGUAGAUGGACCGGGAAGUUCAAAACUUGGUCUACGAACAACUGCUGCAAUUAUCUUUGCACGUUUAGUUUUGGUGCCUCCUGUAGGACUUGGCAUUGUAAUGUUGGCUGAUAAGCUUGGUUUCCUUCCUGCUGGAGAUAAGAUGUUUCGAUUUGUUUUACUCCUCCAACAUUCAAUGCCUUCAUCUAUCCUUGCUGGUGCUGUUGCAAAUUUAAGAGGUUGUGGAAGGGAGGCAGCGGCAGUCUUGUUCUGGAUUCAUAUUUUUGCUGUAUUCUCAAUGGCUGCAUGGAUUGUUUUGUUUCUCAAAAUUCUAUUUUAAAACAUCAGCAAAGAAGUCUGCCAGUUUCCCAUGUAAAUUGAAAUAUGAGUGGAAAUUUCGGAAACUUGAAAAUCCAUUUUUCCAAUGGAAAGCCAUAUUUUGAUUGUAUACCCUUGCCAGUGAGUCUCGGAGAAGGUAUAGGGUAGCCAACUGGCCAUGCUUACAGGAUGGGCAUCAAAGGAUGAAGAUCUUUUGGUCUUAUUAUUGGAAUUACUAUGGUUGUCAUAUUUUUUAUUUAUUGAGGGCAUGUUUAUAUGUUACGCUUCCAAUUUUCAAAUUUAUUCGAUCAAUUAUGUAGUAAAAAUAUUGUAAGAAAAACUUGUCGCAAUCUAUAUUGCCAGUGUACAAACAUUCAAAAUCUUAUUUUAGUUCAAUUUGUAUGUUGCAAGGUAGAUUCUGAAAA
Molecule: messenger RNA, 2291 nt
Organism: Cannabis sativa
Lineage: Eukaryota; Viridiplantae; Streptophyta; Magnoliopsida; Rosales; Cannabaceae
Product: protein PIN-LIKES 6
Exons: 11
Coding region: 641-1888 (415 amino acids)
Biological process (GO): endoplasmic reticulum to cytosol auxin transport
Cellular component (GO): membrane
Source: RefSeq, a predicted model, not a curated record